AUGAUUUGUAAGUGUCUUAUAGUACUAUUGUCAUUAAGAAUUGAUGUUGUGAGAGGCGAAACAGGCAUUUUGAAUAGCAUUAAAAAGGCUACACACAAAUUAUUUAGUAGUAAUGCAGAUUUACCCAUUGAGAGCCAAAAUCUGAGUUUCACCACUGCAGAAGAUUUCAGGAUAGAUAAAGUACAUGAAAUAACAUUGAACCCAGGGGAUGCAUUGAUUAUCACCUGUAAAGGGUUUGUAAAUGGGGAAAAGGUUAAAUUGUACCCGCCUAACCCAGAUUAUGAGACACUGCAAUCACCAGAUGAUGAACUUGUCACCUACGACAAGUUGAACAUCACUACGCCAUUGAGGGAUAUAAUCAGAUCUAUUACACCACUUAUCGACGUUGCUGAGGUUGAUAAUGGUAUACUUAAAAUUAUAUACUCGAAAAAAAACGUAGUAGCUGCUAGAGAUCCUAGUUCCGCAAUUAACGUUGCCUGUAGUGGAAUCACCAGUGACAGAGAUACUAAUAAUAAAUUUGGCAUCCAGUGGAUCAAAGUAACACUGGGUAUGAGUAUCCCGUUUAGCUAUGGAUGUGGUAUAAAUGCAGAAGGCCUAUUUUUAAAUUUACCAGAUAGUGAUAGUAUGAGUGGAAAAUAUACACAUUGCAAAAUAGAACCCAGUCCUGGUAUGGUCAUAGGAUUCUACUGUGGUCAGGGUGGUUAUAUGUAUCCUCCACAUUGUCUGAAAAAAACAACAAUUGGUGAUUUUGCUUUCGAAAGUGAAACUGUAUCUACACCUUUGGAUAAAAAGAUUGUUAGUAUGAUCAAAAUAACAUCCUUAAAUAAUUUUAAUGGCACUCUCAAGUGUAGGUGCAUUUCGAAAGGCGUGAAGACUGCCGAGAUAAGCAUCAUCCAUGAACCUAAUAGGGAUUAUAUUUUCCCACGACGAUUGGCACGUAGUAAUGCCAUAGUAACCUCUAGAAAUAUAACUUUCAUCAGACCUGGCAACAAAAUUCACAUAAGUGCGCCAAAGGAAGGUACGACACUUGUUUCGAUGAAGAAAAAGUAUAUUGCACAUUUGGUACCUAAGGAAAUGGAUCUGUCUACCAAUACUUUGGCUCUGAUGAGUAAACUAGGCACUCCAGAAUUGGUCAAAAUACACGAUAUACUGGGUACCGCUUCUUCCAACGGGUUAAUCGACAGUGCGGCCACCGGAUUAACAAUUGUCAAAAGUGAUGAUAGUGAUGUAGAAAAUUAUAUUAAUAUUAAUAUUGAUUACCCAAAGGAUUCAAUUGUAGUGUUUAAGGAUGUUGCAGCCUCCAUUUCCGCUCUCUUGGAUAUUGAAGGGGAAGACAAUCGUAUCAAAAAAAUAUCACAGAUCUACCUCAACAUUAUUGCCACCGAUCCAUAUACAUAUGGAUGCAGUGUCAACUAUUUGAAUGAUAGUGGCAUAUUUAGGAGGGAUAAGUAUGUGGUUAUGGACAAUGUUGAUGGAGUUGUAGGUUGCAAAGUGGACGCCAGGCGGGCUGAAGUUGUAGGAUUUUUUUGCCCCAAACCUGCGAGAUAUGACCCACCAAACUGUUUUGAACAGGUAUAUCUAAUGAAAGACAUGAGAAAUUUGCCACAAUCUAACUUGGAUGAUAACAAACUAGUGUCUGAGAGGUUGCUAAGCAGUACUAAAAUACAUCUAGCAGAUGCCAGCGAGUAUGGUCAAUCAUUUAGUGGCACACACAUCAGGGCGGCCAUGUUUAACACUAAACAUGAUAUGAUGAUAACAAAUGAUCCCACAGAUGUUGAAAAUAAUGGCAGUGGAGAUGCUGGCGAUGACACAGCAAAAUUCGGGCCGAGCAAUGCCGUGGGCUGCAGAUGCAUUGAUGAAGAGGGUAAAAUUCUCGCCCAAAUCCUACUCUUUGUACCUUCUAGCAAACCAAACCACGUCUCAUGGACACGUGACGGAGUAUCCAGCUGA
Babesia microti strain RI is the source of this 1950-nucleotide messenger RNA. Its product is annotated as BMN1-12. The transcript has a single exon. The record is from RefSeq and is a predicted model, not a curated record. Bases 1 to 1950 code for a protein of 649 amino acids. NCBI's taxonomy places the organism in Eukaryota, Apicomplexa, Aconoidasida, Piroplasmida, Babesiidae.